UUAACAGUUGAAGCGUUGAAAGUAAUAUGGCCGACGUUCUAUUGGAGAACGACGUAGUUAGAUUUUUCGCGAUGUAAUUUGUUUGUCGACGUAUUAUUUGAUAUCGAUGAUUCUCGACGUUAAGCUCCUGAAAUUCAGGAAGUUCCUCUCUGCUACUUUAUUUGCGCCGUCGGGGGCUGCGCGCUCGGCGGCGCACGACUACGAAAUGUCGAUCAGGGCAGCCGCAGCUAGGCUGCUCCAUAAUGGUCGGCUACUGCUGCGCAGCGCCAGACCGAAUCAAAACAAUCGACAGACCGACGUCGUAGACGGUUUCGGCCUCAAUAUUUUGCCCAAGCGAGGGUCAGCAGCCGAAAAGGCCGUAGGAUCAAGCAGUCCCGCCCCCACUGGAGGUAGGGGUGCGUCUGUGGUGAGGAAUGUUGCUUAUAAAUUUCACCAGCACGCAAGACGCUUAUUUGUUGACAACGUACUUCGGCGAGUGACAAAUUCCCAGUCAGCAGAACUCCGUGAGAGAGCUACGAAGAGAUUACUGUAUGGAGAUUCAGCCCCCUUCUUCGCGCUGGUGGGCGUCAGUCUAGCAUCGGGAACAGGGAUUCUAACAAAGGAUGAUGAGCUGGAAGGCGUAUGCUGGGAGAUUCGAGAAGCCGUGUCGAAACUCCAGUGGUCCAUAUCGCAGCUGCAGAGUGGCUGUCAUCCCAAGGCAGAUCUGGACGCGUCUGAGUGUGUGAGUGGACUGAAAGACCUGGACGUGGGGCCCAUGAUCGCUAAGGGCUGCAGUGCUGUCGUGUAUGCCGCGAAACUAAAGGAAACAGUGAGCGACACUGGUGAGGAACGCGAAAAAAGCAAAAUCGACAACCUCGUCCAGUUGCACGACAGUGGCAUUUCACGGCUGGCGUUCCCCCUCGCCCUCAAGAUGAUGUUCAACUACGAUGCAGAGUCAAAUGCGUCUGCCAUCUUGCGAGCCAUGUACCGCGAGACAGUGCCAGCUCCGCACCACCUCGUACUCAACUUGGACCUCGAAGGCGACAGCGAGUGGGCGACAGAGUUGGCCAGCCGUGUACGUCGCCUACCUCCACAUCCGAACAUUGUGGAAAUCCUGGGGCUAUUUGCAGACCGUGUGCCAUUUCUACCCGGCUCACUGGCUAUGUACCCGGAUGCCCUCCCAUCGAGGCUAAAUCCGGAGGGCUCGGGAAGGAACAUGAGUUUGUUCUUGCUUAUGAAAAGGUACGACACGAGCAUGAAGCAGUAUCUGGAGCAGCACAGCCCGUCAGUGAGGGAGGCGACGCUGCUGCUGACCCAGCUCCUGGAAGCCGUCACGCACAUGACUCGCCACGGAGUAGCACACAGGGACCUGAAGAGUGACAACCUGCUGCUGACACUGCUGGGUCCGGAGGAUGGGGAGGGGGUGGAGGAGGAGCCACCCUGCCCGCUGCUCGCCGUCACCGACUUCGGGUGCUGCCUGGCCGACGCCCACCACGGCCUGUCUAUGCCGUACCACUCUGCAGAGACGGACCGUGGCGGCAACACUGCACUCAUGGCACCGGAGGUGGCCUGCGCGAGGGUAGGCCCAUUCUCCAGCAUCUCGUACCGCAAGUCGGACGCGUGGGCGUGUGGCGCCCUGGCGUACGAGCUGUUCUGCGGUGGCCGCAAUCCCUUCUAUUCGAACUGGGCGCCGGUCGAGUCGGAAAGUGGCGGAGGAGGCGACGGAGGCGGAGGGGAGACCGCGAAGGAGCUGCCGGCGCUGAAGAGCCGCAGCUACCGCGAGGAGCAGCUGCCUCCGCUGCCGGCCGACGUUCCGCCCCUCGUCGCUGCCGUCGUGGCCGGCCUGCUCGUGCGCGCGCCCCACAAGAGACUGAGUGCCGAGAUGGCGGCGACGAUCCUGCAGCUGCACCUGUGGGCUCCCAGCAGCUGGCUGGGCGGUGGCGAGGAGGGCCCGCAGAAGCCGACCAGCAACGAGAUCCUGCAGUGGCUGCUGUGCCUGACGACAAAGGUGCUGUGCGAAGGCGGUCUGGGCCUGUGCGCCGUGGGCGGGCGGCGUACGCUGGCAGAGUACCGCCUCAUCUCGGCACUGCUGUCGCGGGCCUCGCUGCACCAGAUCAAGGCCGCCCUCGCGUGGGCGGUCGCCGCUGCAGUGCCCGAGCUGUACUAGCCGCACCAUGCACUUCUGACGGUGGAACCGGAGACACUAGAGCUCGGAAUGUGGGUAUAUUGCUCGAGUUGGAGAUGUCGACCUGAAAAUUGUAAAAUUUUAAUCUGUAUCGGAUCGUGAAACCCACAGGACGCCAGUUGCGGAAGCCUGUGUACUUAACUUUUGUACGACUCUAAUAAGCUGAUCGAAACCGUCAGCGUGGCAUUUAGAUGCACCUGACCACUCGCUGUGAAAUGCAGUAUGUCACAGUUACUGGCAGGUUCGUCCGUUGCCGAGUGAGUUGCGAUAUCUGCCGAUUCGAGCACACCGCUCGGAUAGGGUGAUUUCUGAGCUCUCGAGUAUGGAACACUUGCUAUUGGAGGCCAGCUGGCAGAAAAGCCUUUACAAAUAAGUUAAUUAUGUUUCUUAUGGCAUAUAAAAAGGGGCAGUAUGGGAAAGAUACGCAUUUUCAUAAAAAUAUUAAAACACUAAAAAUUUAUAAUUUUAGGUGCUAAUAAAUUCUCACUUAUUAAAAUACUACGGGUUGCUAUGUUUAGGUCAAUGAAGUUCUCAGAGAAACUGAACACUUCAGCCCUGUCUGCAAAGGACCUCUUCGAGGGUACCGAUUCCUACAACAGUCGGUACGAAGCCAGAGUACGAAUCGCACACUGAUAGAAGCUACAAACUACCCUCCGUCCCCUUAAAAAUUUAAAUCCUCCACAGAUAGGGACAAAACAUUUCAUUUCUCCAGGAAAAUCAACCCUGACAUACUAACCUGGACUACUUUAAGUGUAAUAUUUCUGGCCACAAAACUUUAGGUUUAAAACUGAUCAACUUUGUCAGGGAUUUCCAAAACACAUGGCCUGUGUUUGCACAUAUCCUCAUAAAUAUGCUUCAUAUUUUCAAAAACAAAGUAGCAUUUAUGUUCUUGUGAUUAGAUUUAUAUAUUUUUUAAUUUAUGACAUCAGUUGCAUACUCACUGAAACCCAGGAUGUUGUUUCUUAAUUGCGAUAUUUAUCGUAGCGUCAGCAGUGACAUCUGUAAUGGCUUACUGUUAUCAAAAACUGUAAAAUAUAACAUUGUGUUAAUACUGCAUAUUUAAUAUGAGAAAAACUGGCAAUUUUUAAUCCACUCAAAACAAAUCAUACAGUACAUAAGUUAAGAAAAAGUGUAAUGACUUUAAAUUGGCUUUAAAUGUGAAUUCCAUUAGACUACAGCACAAUUGUCUGGAACAUUUUAUUAACUGUGUCAUGUCUGGCGGUGGAAGUUUACAUUUUGCAGUUACAAAUUUGAUAUCUGCAUAGUUGUAUGUGACCAGCUGAAUCUGCUUUACACAGACUUUGUGCCCAACUGCACACUCGACACAGUUUAGCUGAAACCGCACAGCAGAAUAAAUGUCACCACGAUCCUACAGCGACAUUUUCCCAGCCCUGUGGCCUGUGGUUUGUUGGGCAAUGGUUGCCUUGUGUUUGCUGUUCUAUUGCGUGCUGCUGAUUUCCUGUACUGAUGGGUUUUUUAAACUAAAAUGAACGUCCUGUACUGAUUGUUGUGGCUUACUUCAGAUUUUGUGUGCUUUUAUUCUGCUUUUUACAGAUGUCAGGACAUCUGUAAGAAAAGCUGAGCCUUCUAAGCAUGUCACUGAAGUAGCAAAAAGAACAGCUUGUAACGAGACUACCACAACCUUUGUCGUGGAUAGGCACUUGUAAUGUCGAUAGUGUCAUGAGCAAUGUUUCACUCUACCUACACAAAUCGAUACCUAACCCACAAUUAAGAUCCAGUAAUGAAUAAAAGUUCUACGUACUAACACAAUUUACUGCCAAGUCACAGCCUGUAAAUGGAUUUCGGGUGUAAACCAUUCAUUAACAGAGGAUUGUGAGUUUAGAAUAGCUAAAUUUGCAAACAAAGUUGUGUUUAUGUAAAGUGUGGCAGAAGUUGGUAACCAUCACCUGAUGGCUGUAGAGUACAUACAAAUGCGUACCUCACAUAAAUUGAUAGCACGUGUGCUGAUCAUGGUAUUGUGGUAUCGUGCAACCGAUAAUUCAUCAAAUAUAAAUAUUCGAUUUCGAAAGUUUCUCACUAGAGUACUGUAAAAGAAAUAGUCACUUAAACAGAGGAUUGGCCAAAGCAAAAUGGUUCUGACAACACACUGCCAGAAGGAAACUUUUCAGCAAGAUUGUGCAAAAAUGAAAUUUAUCUCCUUCUACAGUGUUCCAAAGUACUAUAACCUCGGGAAGUACCUACCGCUAUGCAUUAUUCUGUUAUUGAAUGAUUGGAAAAGCUUCUAGUUCCUGCAAUCCAUUCAAAAUUUUUAAGGACAUUUCGUCAUUUGUUUAUUCUGACAAAAAAUUAAUAGAACUGCAUAUAAUCAUACGUGCUCGAUAAUGAAGAACUGUUUUGCACUUAUGAUAUAUUUCAAGUCUGUAGUGCCGUGCUGCAUAGUGCCAAGAUAGCAGCGACAGCACUCGUCAUGUGCAGGCAGACACCCCCCCCCCCCCCCCCCCUCCAACCUCCAACCCAUGUUACAACUACGUAGUUAUAUUACCUUUUUCCUCCAUUGUCACUGUCUCAUUCUUCUUAUUCUUUACAUAACAUCCAUACCAGACAUAGCAUUAAUUACAAAAUUUCCACACAAAACAAUAUAAAAAUGUUACUGUGUGUGUGAGGUGUACAUGUGACAUAGAGUUGUUUAGUUACAAGCUGUCCAUGUUGUAGAAAUGGAGAUAGUCAUUUCUAUGUAACUUUUACUGUGUUUUUCAUCUUUACUGAAACAAUUAUCACCUUCUGUAUUGUUGUGAUUUCCUUUUGCAGGGUGCUGUGUGGCUGUAGUUGUGCUUAAGAGCUUGAAAGUUAACACCAUUGCCCUGCUUCGAACUUCAGUUAACUUAUUUGUAUUGAUUGCUUUUGUUCCUUAGAUUCUAUCUGGUGAGAGUCUAUACAUGGCUGUGAAUAUUGUUAAUGUUAACUUUUUCCUCUCCAAAUGUAAGUUGUUAUAUAUAUGGAAUAGAAUUGCAGGAGAAGUAGCCUCAAAGGGAGAACCUUGUGACUCCCUUUUCUUGUAAAUGUUGAGGAUCCACCGUUUUUAUUUAUCCCAUGUUGAAAUAAUGAAUUUGUUUCUCCAUCUCUGCCGUCAGAUUGUCAGAAGUGUGGAUUCUUUUGACUGUUUGGUGAUUGAUUAGCACACUUAUGUGACUUAUUGUAGAUAGUAUUAUUUGUGAUAUGAUUCCUCUUCAUAUUUUAGUUACAUUAAUUUCAGUAUUUCAGAAAAUACAUGAGCUUUAGUAGCUGUUUUUUAGCUGAGAUCUGCUACUGUAAUUUCAUCAGAGUGUGUGUGUGUGUGUGUGUGUGUGUGUGUGUGUGUGUGUGUGUGUGUGUGUGUGUAAAUAUAUAUAAGAAAAUGCUUUAAGAACACUCUUAACACUUAAAACAAACCCAUUAAAGGCUGAUAAAAUGGAGAAAUAUUUCAGGUGUGCUACUUACUUGUGAAUCAUUACUACAAAUGUAUGUUUGUAUGCUGAAUGUUCCUUUCUUGACAAUUUUGAAUUGUUAAAAAUAUGCAUGUAUGUAACACAAGAGUCAUAGUAAUAUGUACUUAAUACUGCACAUUAUCAUAAGUAGCACUUUUAUGUGACAUGAGAUGCAGUGGAAUAUUGUGUACUGAAUAGUAUGUUAAUACUUGGUUUUCCUUGUGUGUUCUAUGCUGUUCUUCCUUCUUUUUUCCUACUUUCAUUGUCAGUUCAAAGAACAAGGUACAGUCUUGGUACACUUGACUGAUGUAUAGUACUAUUUAAUGUGUUACUUUGCUUGUAAAAAUAUAUUUUCCCAUGACUUUCAUGUCAGAAAAGUGUAAUAAAGCUAUUUUUCUGUAAA
Messenger RNA from Schistocerca piceifrons (Central American locust), 5992 nucleotides. RefSeq names its product serine/threonine-protein kinase Pink1, mitochondrial (gene Pink1). The coding region runs from base 107 to 2146 and encodes 679 amino acids. Gene Ontology annotation, molecular function: protein serine/threonine kinase activity; ATP binding. The transcript is spliced from 9 exons. NCBI's taxonomy places the organism in Eukaryota, Metazoa, Arthropoda, Insecta, Orthoptera, Acrididae. Gene Ontology annotation, biological process: protein phosphorylation; positive regulation of mitochondrial fission; autophagy of mitochondrion. Gene Ontology annotation, cellular component: mitochondrion. The record is from RefSeq and is a predicted model, not a curated record.